AUGGCUACGAAGACGAUAAAUGUUCUUGCCUUCGUGCUUCUCUUGCAAUACGCCUCGUGCUAUGCCCAGAUCGAGCAGGUGACGUCGCGGAGCCAGGGCCAGCAACCGCACCGUUUCCGGGGUGGUGAGUGCCAGAUCGAGAGGCUCAACACGCUUGAGCCGAGCCGUCGGAUCGAGGCUGAGGCUGGGGUCUCCGAGCUGUGGGAUGAGGAUGAGGGCCAGCUCCAGUGCGCUGGCGUGGCGGUGGUCCGCCACAUCAUCCAGAAGCGGGGGCUCUUUUUGCCGGCGUUCACUAAUGCGCCGGAGCUUAUGUAUGUCGUUCAAGGAAGGGGAUUCCAAGGAGUAGUGUUCCCGGGCUGUCCCGAGACGUACCAAUCGCCUGAGGGGUCACAACAUUCGCAGUCGAGGUAUGGAGGGCAAAUGAGGGGAGAGAGGACCCAAGAUCAGCACCAGAAGGUUCAGCAGAUCCGUGAAGGCGACAUAAUCGCAUUGCCGGCCGGAGCGACCCACUGGAUCUACAACCAAGGCCAGUCUGAACUCGUAAUAGUCUCUGUUGUUGACCUCAGCAACCAAGAGAAUCAGCUCGACCACAGCUUCAGGAAAUUCUUCCUCGCUGGAAACCCGCAACAAGGCAGGCAACAACAAGGCGGCAGCAGUCAAAGCUGGGGGCCAAGAAGAAGAGGGGGCAGCAGCCAGCAAGAGAGCUUCGGCAACAUCUUCAGCGGCUUUGACGAGCAAAUCCUCAGCGAGUCCUUCGCCAUUGACACCGAGCUUGCACAAAAGCUCAAGUGCCAAGACGACCAGCGGGGCCACAUCGUUGAGGUCCAGAAUGAGCUCCAAAUAGUAAGCCCACGCUACCGAGAAGGAGAGCAAGAGGGAGAGAGCGAAUGGAAGAGGGAGAGAGAGUGGAGAGGAGGGAGACGGAGAGGGACGAGAGACAAUGGCUUGGAGGAGACGCUGUGCACCAUGAGGCUGAGAGAGAACAUAAACAAACCCGAGAAGGCUGACAUCUACAACCCUCGCGGAGGGCGGUUCACCACGCUCAACAGCUUCAGUCUUCCCAUUCUCAGCUUCAUUGGACUCAGCGCUACGAGGGCUGUUCUCUACAGGGAUGCCAUUGUGGCGCCACAUUACCACAUGAACUGCCACGGUGUGAUCUACGUCACCCGGGGCAGCGGCAGGAUCCAGAUUGUCGAUGACUCAGCAAAUACAGUCUUCGACGGGCAGCUCCAGGAGGGCCAGCUCCUGGUGGUGCCCCAGAACUUUGCGGUGGUGAAGAAGGCGGGCUCAGAGGGGUUUGAGUACGUCUCCUUCCGGACCAACGAUAACGCGAUGGUUAGCUCAUUGGCAGGGCGGCUAUCGGUGAUCCGGAGCCUACCGGAGCAGGUGGUGAUGAACUCAUAUGACGUCUCGAGGGAGGAGGCCCGGAGGUUAAAGUACUCGAGAGAGGAGUUUGCGGUGUUGAGCCCGGGGUCUAGGUCAUCACAAAGAGGGAUGAAGGAUUGA
Molecule: messenger RNA, 1506 nt
Organism: Eucalyptus grandis
Lineage: Eukaryota; Viridiplantae; Streptophyta; Magnoliopsida; Myrtales; Myrtaceae
Product: 11S globulin seed storage protein 1
Exons: 4
Coding region: 1-1506 (501 amino acids)
Molecular function (GO): nutrient reservoir activity
Source: RefSeq, a predicted model, not a curated record